GUAAGGCCGCUGGCCAUAAUUUACAACAAUUAUCGUGUAAUUGUAUGCGUUCGCUAACCAAAUCGUACACACGCGCGCGCGCGCGGUUGCACGUCGGCGCUAGAGGAGGCAAUUCGCCGUGCGUCGCGAGUUUUGAGUUUUUUUUAGUGUUUAAAUUGUAUUAUUUUUUUAUGCGGGAUUGAGGGUCGAGGCCUAAGGUGGGUUGGGAAAGCCUCGCGUUUGCCUAAGCGGCCUGCCGCCGGAAGAGGGCUGGUCUCACAAUGUGCUCUGCACCACCAAGCACGGUGAUUUCGUGCCCUGGCUUCUGCGAGCUGUCCCCACCACCAUCUCCUCCACCACUCCCGUUUGUGGUUCAAAUUCCGGACGAAGUUGAUCCUGAUCAUCUACCCCCAGCGGAGCUUCCACCACCACCUCCUCUUUCCAAUCCUCCACCUCCCCUUUGCCAUCGUCUCGGUUACCAUAACGGUGCUGGCGAUGAUGGCGGUGGCAACAGUGGUGGCGGUAUCGGUGACGGUUGUGGUGGUGGUGAUGGAAGCUGCGACAGGGCGGUCGCUUCCCGUGGGAAUGAGGCUGCCGACGAGACCGAGUUUAUCCCAGGGUCCAGAUUCGGGUGCCGCGCUUGCGAUGCCGCGGCCGAUGGAGCUGCGAGCCAUGAGGCAGCGAGGCGAGCGGGCGGUGUCGACAUGAGGUCAAGGGAUCGCCGUGACAAGACCUCCACCACAGCAGCUGGACGAGGAGAGAGCUGGGGCCAGGAGGAGCGCCCCAGCCACUUGGAGCGAUACCUGGCACUGAGGCGCAAGCUGGAAGAGGUAUUGAGUGUGCGCAAUGAGCCUGCAGGCGGUGGUGGUGGUGGCGGCAGCGGUACUAGUGCCAACAACACCAGCAGCAGCAGCGACACUACUAGUGACACCAGCAGUAGCAGCAGCAGCAGUGAAGAUGAAAUUAUUUAUGAAGAUGGCCACUUGUACACCAGUGCCGGAGUGUGGGGCGGGCACUGGGAGCAAGGGGCCGACGGAGUAACGUUGGCAGAAUCGGCGGCAGCGGCAGUAGAAGCAAGGCCAGUUUGGGCCGUAAUUGAUGAUCCUGACAGUACUGGCUGCCGAGAUGGAGACGCAUCGUCCACCGAGCACUGCGUAAGCGGCAGCGGCGUCUGCGCUGGAGAUGACGAUAACGACGACGACGGCACCAGCUGGGCGGCCGUGACGCGCGGCUGGGGCAGGAGCCGCAGCGACCUGGGGCUGUCCCAGGCGCGGUUGCAGGGAGCGGGAGCGAGCGGGGAAGUGAGCGGCGGGGGUGGUCGAAGGGGCAGCGCCGGUGACCAGGCGACGCUAUGGGUGUACCGGAGGGAGGGCACACGGGAUAGGCUGCUCUCUGAUGAUGACGAGGAGGACGAGGAGGAGGAUGAGGAGGAGGACGCCUUCCACACGGCUUCAGGCGGCAGCGACGGGUGCUCGUGGGAACAUCGCGAGCGAGGCGAACUGGCACUCGCAAACUCUGACGACGAGUUGCUGCUGCUCCCACCCGGCCCCGAGACGUCCGUCCAAUCGGGCGACUGCGCAAUUUGCGCCAGUCGAAGCGCGGCUUCCUCGCCGGCAAAUCACGGCAUGCCGUGUAGCCUGUUUGCCGCGGAUGGUGGGGAGCUCGCCGCAUCGGAGGAUAACGGGUUUGACUCCAUUCCCAGUCUCAACGAGCCGUUUCUCGAUCGCACGGAAAGCUUUGCCGACGGCGGAGAAGUUUCGUCCGGCAGGAGGAGCAGGGGGAGCAGCAGUGCCAAUGGAGACAUGGUGGGGCACAGCCUGCCCUGGGCUCCAUGCCCCAACGAUGUUCUCUCCCCUCCCGGCGGUGCCACGGGGGGGCCUCUUCAUCGACCGUGUGGCGAUGAGGCCGAAUCUCCGAGCGCCGGUCAAUGUUGCGCAGACUCCUCCCACGACUCCACCCCGAACGCCUCCCCGUUGCACUCCCAGCCGCACGCGCCGCCGCCGCCGCCACACGCGCCGCCAUCCCCGCUCAGUCGCACGCACGACUGCUCCCCCCAGUGGGGCGGCCCGCACUCGCGCCUACGCCACCACCACCACCACCACUCGCACCAUCACCACCACCACGCGCACCACCACCACUCGCACCACCACCACCACCACACGCACCACCACAACGCGCAGCGCCACCCUCCCUCCGCGCUGGCAUCAUGGCUACGUCAGCCGUUGCUGGCACCGGAGAUUCCGGCGGCGGCCGCACCGCAGCGGCUACCGCCGCAACCGCCGCCGCAAUUGCAACCGCCGUCGCAACCGCCGCCACCGCCGCCACCGCCACCACCACCACCACCGUGCUGCGAGCUGUGGGGUGCCGCCGCAACCACCAGCGCCGCGCAAACGCAGCCGACUGUGGCUCACCGGAGCCACCCGUACUUCAAUGUGCUGGGCGGCGUCGGUGGCGGCGGCCACCACUACCACCACCACCGGGGCGGCGUGGGGGCCGGCGCCUGGCGCUCGCCACUACCGACGUCUCUGCCACCCUUGCUGUUGGUGCCGCCCAUUGCCCCCGCUCCCUUCUCCGCGAUGCAGCCCCUGGACGGCACCAUGGGAUUUUCCGGAUACUCCUCGCUGGGUCUCGGGGGUCAGCCGGGCCCGCCCACGGGCACCGGUGGUGCUGUCGGGCGUCUCCGCAACGCGGCCUGUAGCAGCGUCGGCGCCAAUCAGGAUAUGACAGAGAGUCCAAGUCGUCGCUCCAGCCUGGACCGAGCCCCAGCUGAUCCGGACUCCUCGAAGGGGCUGACGGCGUUGCCGCCCGAUGGAGCCACGCCCGUUCAGCCGGCAUUGUCGUCCGAGUGCCCCUCUCCACUCCUGCACCGCUUCUUGUUCAGCCAGGCGUGGGGACCGAACCGCGCCUCUACGCCUUCAGGCACAGCCACGCGGCGUGUCGCCCACUGCAGCGCAUGCGCGCGCCUCCCCUCCCUGUGCGUCUCCCCGUCGCAUCGCCGCGUCUGCCCGUGCUUCUCGUGCCCUCCAACCCCGCCGGGCGGCUGCGCCGCUACCUCCGCUCGUGGGCGGUCAUCCCCGGCGGGAGCUGUCGACGGGGCCAGCGAGACUCGCCGCCUUGACAACGAUACCGCAACGACCGUCGCCGCGACAAGCGUGACUGCGGCGGCAGCAAACCAGGUGCCCGCUCAGCCGCCGGAAUUCUUCUCGCUUCCUGCCUCGCCCGCCUCGCCCACCUCGCCCACCUCGCCCACCUCGCCCACCUCGCCGCGGGGCCGCCGGCGGCAGCAGCAACUGCUGGGGCGCUGCUGUCACCAAGCGAACUGCGCCAUCAGGCGCGCGGUGACCGCCGGGGAUCACCAGCAGCGGCGCCGGCUCGCGGCAGCACGGCGAGCCUCGACCCCCGAUCCCUUCUUCCUCUUUGACGCAAACGGCGAGGAGGACGACGAUGAAAACGACGACGACGAGGACGAGGAUGACGACGUGGUCGUUGACGGCGCGGCCGCUCCGGCUGCAUCCACGCAAGCGUCGGACGCAGUUGGUGCAGGGACCGGUGCUGCUGCUGACGUUGCGGUGUUGGUAGCAGCCACCCGCCAGUUGAUGGCGAACCGCGUCGAGCGGCUCCACCGCUGCUGGGAAGCGACCAAGGCGGCGCUGGCAGUGGCCACCGACGUGCCGCCCCACACCGAUGGCGCCGCGGAGUCGUCGGCAUCGGCGGCAGGCUGCGCCCGGCCUCCUACCCCGGUGCCUGGCUUGGAUGAGGUUCAAUUCCCGGGGGGCGAGGGCGACGGCUCGCACUUCGACUUCCCGCCCCUGCCUCAGGAGCUGCGGGCGGAGCCACACGCGCGGGGAAACGGCGCCGGCGAUGAUGUCGGUUCGUCGACGCUGCUCAACUCUACACCCAAGCGGCGCUGCGGCUUCCGCUGGCCAUCGACCAUGGGGGUGGCUGGGCCGGCGGAUUGGGCCAAUGCCUGCCAGCGUUUGCCGCGCUCUCCGGCGAUUGGCUACCCAUUCCGCCGUCGCUCAGCCGAGCCAUCUGAUGUUUUUCUGUCAAUGCCGCCGCCGCCGCCGCCGCCGCCACCACCACCGCCGCUGAUGGUGCUAUCCGCGGUGGUGAGGAGCGCGGCGCUGGGAGCACCGGCGGAAUUGGCCAGCGCUGGGGAGGCCUCGGAACGCCAGCCGCCCUUCGAACGUGACGGUGCGGACGGGGCAAGGACGACAAGCCCGAGCUAUGAACCGACCGGUGGGCGCCUCCCGCAGUACAUGCAGUCCGAGUCGCAGGUUCUGGGUGGCAGCUAUGAUCUCGCCCUGCCACGAGCCCACUUCUACCCACACGCGACAUCCUUGUACCACCACCAUCACCACCACCACCGCCACCAUCACCACGGCCACAUCCAGCAUCAGGAGCAGCAGAGGAGCGGAGGGGGUGGCCAGGCCUUCGCGCACCACACUUCGAUGAGAGGGCACGGGGUGGCCGAUGCACGGCUGUCUUCGCACGUCUCGUAUGGACAACCCAUCUUCGUGGCGAAUGGCGGCGUGCCGGUGCCGUACUACGUCCGCCAGCAGCAGCAACAGCAGCAGCAGCAACAGCAGCCCAACGAUGAUGGCGAUGGUGUCGGGGAUCGCGACCGGGAGCCACCGCUGUCCGCUCCACGGUACCGCGCGUUCCCUCGCACGAGCGCCGCUCACCGCGGGGACGACGCGCAGGCCACUCGAGACGACUCCAGGUCUCGCGGUGAGGCCGACUUCCAUCACGCCGUCCCGCGCACCGUCCUGCCGCUGCCGCCCCACUCGCUGCUGCGCUCCACACGUCCCUCCCCCAUCCGGGUCCAGCACUCCACGCUCGGGAGCUCCUCCUCCCACCCCUCGCCCAUGCUCGGUUUACCCCGGGUAUUUAUGGCGGAGAUCCUCACCGUGCCAAGGCCGGAGCUGGAGGACCUGAUGAAUUUUGACUUCCAGUUCAUCCUGCACGGGGCGUCUCAGAGCACGAUAGAGUGGUACACGUGCGCGCACAAGUACAAGAAGCUGAGGCCUCGUAAAGAGGACAAGAGGCCAGAUGGCGAAGAGAGCGAUGAUGAGAAAUGCACCAUCUGUCUGUGCGAGCUGGAAGACGAGGAGGAUGUGAGGAGGCUGCCCUGCAUGCAUCUCUUCCACCAAACAUGCGUCGACCAGUGGCUCGUCACUAACAGGAAAUGCCCGAUCUGCCGGGUCGAUAUCACAGCUCAGCUGCCCGCGAAACCCUGAUCAGUUCGGAGCAUCAUCCCCCCCCCCAUCAUCCCUGCCCCUCCCCUCCCUUCUCUGCCCCUCCUCACUGCCCCUCCCCACCAUCCCUCUCCUCCGACACACGAGACUCACAAUACGAUGAGAUGCCUACCUACUGGUGUGGUGUGUGUGCGCGUGCACUGCAGUGCACGCGCACACACACCACACCAGUAGUCUAGUCCUACUCGUACAGCCCCCGUUGCGCGUGUACAGCCCGUGCGAUGAUCCACUGCUGGACGACGGCCUCGUCCCCAUACAGUGCGGGUCGUCGGGGUUAUUUGACCGCACUUCCCCCCUCCCGCUGGUCAGCGCGGGUCGGUGAAGGCGGGGAAGCCUGGUUGGCGCAAAGAAGGGGGACGGUGCAAGCCGCUUCACAAAACCGUUCCUCGUAAAAACCUGGUUUGGGAUUGGUUCGUUUGUAACGCGACUCGAGGCACGUCCGGCAUUUGAAACUGUUUGGUCAAAGCUGCUGCGCGAGAUCCAAUUAUUUCACGUGACGAGGGCUGUUCAGUGCAGACGAAGCGCGGUGCACCCAUUCGUCCUUUAAGGUCAACGAUGAUCGCGCGAUGGGAGCUUGUGGAUCGCCGGUUUUCACGCGGUGUCUGCGGUGGCCCUGGUCACCUCUGUUCACCGCGACGUUUUACAAAGAACCUGUUCCCGCAUUGAAUCGUGACAGUGAAUCGCAACGAUUAAUCAAAUCGCGGGGCAGAUGAAAUCGAUGCGUCGCUGCUCCUGUCGCAAUCCUUGCACUGGAUAUUUUUCUGACCUAUUAUGAUCUCGAGGAGAUGGUUUCUGCCAUUGAUGUCGUUUCGUAUACUUUGCACUUGCAACCCUCCGCUGCGUACACACGCACACCUCUGCUGCGUACACACGCACACCUCUGCUGCGUACACACGCACACCUCCGCUGCGUACACGCACACCUCUGCUGCGUACACACGCACAC
Molecule: messenger RNA, 6182 nt
Organism: Petromyzon marinus (sea lamprey)
Lineage: Eukaryota; Metazoa; Chordata; Hyperoartia; Petromyzontiformes; Petromyzontidae
Cellular component (GO): nucleus
Molecular function (GO): zinc ion binding; ubiquitin protein ligase activity
Source: RefSeq, a predicted model, not a curated record